Sebastes umbrosus (honeycomb rockfish) is the source of this 5237-nucleotide messenger RNA. RefSeq names its product protein NLRC3-like. NCBI's taxonomy places the organism in Eukaryota, Metazoa, Chordata, Actinopteri, Perciformes, Sebastidae. Gene Ontology annotation, biological process: regulation of apoptotic process. The transcript is spliced from 19 exons. Bases 185 to 4774 code for a protein of 1529 amino acids. The record is from RefSeq and is a predicted model, not a curated record. Gene Ontology annotation, molecular function: protein binding.
GGAGCAUGUUGAUGGUGAAGUGAUCCAGCAGCAGGAGGACCUGCAGGAGCUCUGCUGACCCCAUGAAAGUGAAAGUAAAGUAACUGCGCAGUUCAGUUAGUCCAGAAUCCAUUUUGAGAAAACGAGGCAGAGAGGUGAAGACUGAAGACUGAAGACUGAAGCAGGACUGACUUCAGAUCAGAAGAUGAGUGAUUGUGUGGAGGAAGAGGAGGACAGGGCAAAGUCUCUUGUCUCAAAGUCUCCCGGCCGUCUGUCUAUGAAGAUUUACCGGUCCAUAUAUGAACCUCCAGGCUUCAGUAAUGAACCUGGACCCUCAGAGUCAAAAGUUCAGUCCAGACGGAGAGCAGAGUCUCCAGUACCCAGCUGUCUGUCUAUGAAGAGUGACCGGUCCAUGUGGGAACCUCCACUCUUCAGUAAUGAAGCUGGACCCUCAGAGUCAAAGCUGACUUCAGAUCAGAAGAUGAUUGACUGUGAGGAGGAAGAGGAGGACAGAGCAGAGUCUCUAGUCUCUGGCUGUCUGACUAUGAAGAGUGAUCAGUCUAAAGGGAAUCCUCCACUCUUCAGUACUGAACCUGGACCCUCAGAGUCAAAAGUUCAGUCCAGACGGAGAGCAGAGUCUCCAGUACCCAGCUGUCUGUCUGUGAAGAGUGACGGGUCCAUGUGGAUUCCUAUGAACUUCAGUAAUGAACCUGGACCCUCAGAGUCAAAGAAGAGGAAGAGGAGUGAUGUCUCUGUGGAGGAGCAGCUGUCCUGCUGUGCUUUGUGUCAGGACGUCCUGAAGGAUCCGGUCUCUACCAGCUGUGGACACUGGUUCUGCAGACAGUGCAUCACCUCAUACUGGGACCAGUCUGCUUCAUCAGGAGACUCCUCCUGUCCCCAGUGUGGACAAAGAUCCAGAACCAGAGCUGGACUGCAGCCAGCCGGUCAGACCAGCACUGUACAAACAGAUAGAGGUCUGCAGGAGGUUGUAGAUGAACAUAAGAUCAGUCUGAAGGAGAGAUGUGAACGUGUGACUGAAGGAAGUGAUGAAACAGGAAGUGGAACCCUCCUCAACAGGAUCUACACUGAGCUCUACAUCACAGAGGGACAGAGUGAAGAGGUUAAUACCCAACAUGAGUUGAGGCAGCUUGAGACAGCUUCCAAGAAGAAGACCCUCCAUGACGCUCCAAUCAAGUGCCACGACAUCUUUAAAGCCUUACCUGACCAACAGGGACACAUCAGAGUCGUUCUGACGAACGGCGUUGCUGGCGUUGGAAAAACCUUCUCAGUGCAGAAGUUCACUCUGGACUGGGCAGAGGGCUUGGAGAACCAAGAUGUCAGUCUGGUGGUUCUGCUUUCGUUCAGGGAGCUGAACUUGAUCAGAGAUGAGCAGUACAGUCUUCUCAUGCUGCUCCAUGUUUUCCAUCCAACAUUACAGAAGGUCACAGCAGAGAAGCUCGCUGUCUGUAAAGUUCUGUUCAUCUUUGACGGCCUGGAUGAAAGCAGACUUUCACUGGAUUUCCACAACAACGAGGUUGUGUCUGAUGUCACCCAGAAGUCAUCAGUCAACGUGCUGUUGACAAACCUCAUCCAGGGGAAUCUGCUUCCCUCAGCUCUCGUCUGGAUAACUUCCCGACCUGCAGCAGCCAAUCAGAUCCCUCCUGCAUGUGUUGACAGGGUAACAGAAGUACGAGGCUUCACUGACGCCCAGCAGGAGGAGUACUUCAGGAGGAGAGUCAGUGAUGAAGAGCUGUCCAGCAGAAUCAUCUCACACAUCAAGACAUCCAGGAGCCUCCACAUCAUGUGUCUAAUCCCAGUCUUCUGCUGGAUCACUGCUACAGUUCUGGACCACAUGUUGACUACAGACCAGAGAGGAGAGCUGCCCAAGACCCUGACUGACAUGUACUCACGCUUCCUGGUGGUUCAGACAAAGAGGAAGAAGCAGAAGUAUGGUGAGGGACAUGAGACGAGUCCACAGGAGCUGACGGAGGCUGACAGGGAAGUUCUUCUGAAGCUGGGGAGGCUGGCGUUUGAACAGCUGGAGAAAGGAAACAUCAUGUUCUACCAAGAAGACCUGGAGCGGUGUGGUCUGGAUGUCACAGAGGCCUCGGUGUUCUCAGGAGUUUGUACAGAGAUCUUCAAAAGAGAGUGUGUGAUCUUCAAGAAAACAGUCUACUGCUUUGUUCACCUGAGCAUUCAGGAGUUUCUGGCUGCCGUCUACAUGGUCCACUGUUACACAAACAGGAACACAGAGGUACUGAAGGACUUCCUGGAAGAAGACUUCAGGCACAGAGAGUCAAACCUAGAGUCUUUUCUCAAGAACAUCCCCCAGUAUUUUGGAAGCAGUGCUAGUCGUGGCCCAUCUCUGGAUGUCUUCCUGAAGAGAGCCAUGGAGAAAUCCCUUGAAAGUGAAAAUGGCCACCUGGACCUGUUUGUUCGCUUCCUUCAUGGCCUCUCUCUGGAGUCCAACCAGAAGCUCUUAGGAGGUCUGCUGGGUCAGACAGACGACAGUCCAAAAAUCAUCCAGACAGCCAUCAACAACCUGAAGGAGAUGAACAGAGAUAAAACCUCUCCUGACAGAAGCAUCAACAUCUUCCACUGUCUGACGGAGAUGAACGACCACUCGGUACAUCAGGAGAUCCAAGAGUUCCUGAAGUCAGAGAACAGAUCAGAGAAGAAACUCUCUGAGAUCCACUGCUCAGCUCUGGCCUACAUGCUGCAGAUGUCAGAGGAGGUUCUGGAUGAGUUUGACCUGAAGAAGUACAAGACAACACUGAAGGGACGACAGAGACUGAUUCCAGCUGUGAGGAACUGCAGAAAAGCUCUACUUUCUGACUGUGGACUCUCAGAUACUCACUGUGAAGUUGUGGCCUCAGCUCUGAAAUCCAACCCCUCCCAUCUCAGAGAGCUGGACCUGAGUGUCAACAACCUGCAGGAUUCAGGAGUGAAGCUGCUUUCUGCUGCACUGGAGAGUCCAAACUGUAGACUGGAGACUCUGAGAUUGUUUGACUGCAGGUUGUCAGAGAUCAGCUGUGCUUCUCUGAUCUCAGCUCUGAAGUCCAACCCCUCCCAUCUGAGAGAGCUGGAGCUGAGUGACAACAAGCUGAAGGAUUCAGGAGUGAAGCUCCUGUGUGGUUUUCUGGAGAGUCCACACUGUAGACUGGAGACUCUGAGAUUGUGGCUCUGCAGGUUGUCAGAGAUCAGCUGUGCUUCUCUGGCCUCAGCUCUGAAGUCCAACCCCUCCCAUCUGAGAGAGCUGGAGCUGAGUGACAACAAGCUGAAGGAUUCAGGAGUGAAGCAGCUUUGUGGUUUUCUGGAGAGUCCACACUGUAGACUGGAGACUCUGAGAUUGAGGGGCUGCAGUUUGUCAGAGAUCAGCUGUGCUUCUCUGAUCUCAGCUCUGAAGUCCAACCCCUCCCAUCUGAGAGAGCUGGAGCUGAGUAACAACAACCUGAAGGAUUCAGGAGUGAAGCUCCUGUGUGGUUUUCUGGAGAGUCCACACUGUAGACUGGAGACUCUGAGGAUCGACAAGAAGGUCUACAGAGCUGCCAGACACAAAGAAUGUGACUCAGAUGUCAAACUGAAUGAGGGAAUAAAGCUACCUGAGGACGAGGAAAAGGCUCCAACAUCCUUCUCACCUGAGCAGACAGCUGGAUCUUCAUACAGCUUCAGGUGUCCUGGUCCAGGUGUGUUCCAGUGUGCUUUGACUGGACUGGUGUUUGUCAUGGCUCAGGAGGCGGAGCUACAGUACAGGACCGUCCAAUGGGAUGAGAGCUUCCUCCAAUCAGCUGGCAAAAUGGCUGCAGGGCCGCUGUUCAACAUCAAGUGUUCUGAGGAUGCUGCUCUCCGUCAGCUCCACCUCCAACACUGUGACACAAAGGAAGCAUUGCUCUGUGACGGCCUGUUGUCUGUCGCUCACAUCUCUGAUGAUGGAAUGAGCAUCUUGGAGCCGCUGGAGAUUACAGACACUCAUGUGGUUGUGAAGAUCUCUCACCUCUCUGCCUUUGGCCUGAUCUGGAAAAAGAUUCGGAACAAGAUAUGGCCGAUAAAGGGCCAAGUUCUGCUGUUCCUCCGACCGCCCACCAGAACACAACAAGUACUCGAUGUCUUUCUGCUGAACAAAAACGUCCUUGUAAGCGAGGUUAAGGCCCAACAAGGACGUGCUACGUACAUCCAGAUCUCUGCCAAGUGUCUUCUCAACUUUGGUCAAAGUUACAGUCUCCACUGUGAACCUGAGGGCUUCACAAUACAACCUGAUUGUGAACCAUUUGACUCAGAUUAUGGACCAAAUUACCAUCCCACAUUUGAGGUUUUCCUGACUACGAUCCCAGAGAAAGUGACUUUGAUGGUCAAGGCUCAAGAGAGGACAGACCACGUCUGGAGACGUGAAGUGUGUCUGACAGAUCUAACAAUGGAAAUCCGUCAGAGGAACGUCCCACCAGAGGACAGCGUGUUACCAGAGGACAGCGUCCCACCAGAGGACCGCGUCCCACCAGAGGACAGCGUCUCAUCAGAGUACAUCGUCACACCAGAGGAGAAACUGCGGAUGGUUCGAAAAGAGUUUACGGACAGAAUGUCUGAUCCUAGUCUGAACAUGCUUCUGGAUGAACUCUUUCAGCGUCGCGUUAUAAACGAUAGGGAAAUGGAGUCAAUCAGAAAAGCAAAAAGCAGGGCAGAUAAAGCACAAGACCUGAUCGACACGGUGCGACUAAAGGGAACUGAAGCCAGCUCAGUUCUGAUCGCUGCUCUCCGUGAGGUGGAUCCGUGUGUUUUCAAAGUGCUGAACUUAAGCUGAAACAAAAGCAAGAAGCUGGAGUGUGAUGAUGAAUCUCUAUAAUAUCUGGCUGUUUCAGAGACUCACAUCACUUAUUGUUGUCUUUAAAUGAUAAAUCCCGUCGUGGAAGCCUGUGUGGACUUUCACUCUGAAGGUGAUUCACUGAAGUUUGGAGGAAAAGUGAAUUCAUUUUCAAGCUCUUGUGGUUUGGUUUCAACAUUUUAUAAUCAUUUACUUGGGAUAACUUCCGAUGUGUUGUUAGUGAUGAAGACCUGCGAUAGAGAGCUCCUGACAUUUCUAUAUGUUUUGGGACUGCCUUCUUAUUGCUAAUUUUUGGAAGCUAUUAAUUAAGUUUUAAUUAGUUAACGUGAUAAUAACGUGCUCCUUUUUCCCUGCUGGGUUUUUGGUUGUUUGGUCAUUUCAUUCGUCAGUAGACCUUCUGUAACUUGUGCCUACAAUAAAGAUUUCAUUUCACACUGUGAUG